Messenger RNA from Penaeus monodon (black tiger shrimp), 746 nucleotides. RefSeq lists its product as uncharacterized. Lineage: Eukaryota; Metazoa; Arthropoda; Malacostraca; Decapoda; Penaeidae. Gene Ontology annotation, molecular function: GDP-mannose hydrolase activity. The transcript has 4 exons. The record is from RefSeq and is a predicted model, not a curated record. The coding region runs from base 178 to 627 and encodes 149 amino acids.
AAAUAAUCCUCACACACUCUCGCAGGCGUGGGAGUCCUUCUACUAACGAAGGACAACUACCUGGUGGUGGCGCGUCGGGCUGAGUGGCUGCUCGAGUAUCCCAACUUCCUUGACCGGGCGGGAGGUCAUCCAGAGCCCGAUCACGUCUUUACGCCCGACGGGUCACUCAAGCCAGGGAUGGAAACAGACAAUGUCAACGAGGCUGUUAUGAACGAGAUCUGGGACUCGGCCAUCAAGGAGGCUGAGGACGAGGUAGGACUCAACAGAGACCAGUUGGAGAAUUUCUGUUGCUUGGGACUCACAGCCAACACAGAGGAGGGAGGGAGACCGUCGAUGGAGUUUUUCGCUCGGUUGAACCUCACAGCAGCCGAGGUCAAGGAGCUGCACGCCUUAGGAAACCAGGUCGAGGCUGACGAACUGACGAGCCUGUGCGUGCUGCCCUCGGGUCGGGUUGGGGCGUUGGUUGACCUCCUGCUCCGGGGGAAAUCAGAUCACUCAGAAUCUGCCAACAGUGACGUCACAGACGAGGAGGAAACCCGAGCUAUGCUAAAGGAAAUGACGUCAGCACUGAAAGGCGCGCUCCUAUUGGCUCAUCACCACGAAAUAAUCCCGGUUGAAAGGUCAUGAAAGGUCAACCGAAAAUAAAUGUAAACAUUCCUCUAAAUUUCGUUAGAUGUUUGUUGGAGGUGAAAAUGGUGGUUGAUGUACAUAAAAAAAUAAAUUCUUAGGUGUGUUUGAAGUGUAAA